AUGAGCUUCCCACCGCCCAAUCCCGGUCAAUAUCCGCAAUAUAUACCUCCACCGCAAUACCAGCCUGGCCACGUCGCGCCGCCUCAGUUCCCGUACAAUCAUGUCGCGCCCCCUUCGCCGUCGCCCUACGGCUGCGGUAAACCAGCUGGCUAUCCAAUGGGGAUGAUGCAGCAGCCGCAACAGCAAGUCUGGAACCAAUAUGGCCAUCACUAUGCACAGCAGAUGUCUGCGCAAGCGCAGCCCCAGCAGCAGCAACAGCCAACCCUACAACCUGCGGCCCUCAUCCACCCCCAACACCUCGCGCAACCUCAACAUCCGGCCUUCUCUCAAGCGCAGCAGAUUCCCAUGUCGCAACUGCAACAACCUCCAAUCUCUCAACCCAGACAAUCCCCCAUAGUCCAGCCGCAUCAAUCACCCCUUCACCAGCCGCAACAGCCAUCCCCCCGCCUCCAAAUGCAGCAACAGUCUCCGCGAGUCCAGAUUCAGCCGCAACAAUCUCCAAGACCCCAGCUGCAGCAACAGCAACAGCAAUCCCCUCGACCGCAAUUUCAACAGCAGUCUCCGCGACCACAGUUCCAGCAACAACCGUCUCCCCGUCCUCAAUUCCAACAACCGUCUCCUCGUCCUCAAUUCCAACAACAGUCUCCUCUGGUUCAGAUGCAACAGCAGUCCACUAUCGUUCCAUCGCAACAGCAAUCGCCGAGGCCUCAGAUGCUGCAGCCGUCCCCUCGGCCUCAACUAAAGCCGCAGCCUGCUCCACAACCUCAGAUGCAACAGCAUCAGCAGCUGCAGCCACAGCAUCAGAACCCGCAGCACCAGCACCAUCAGGCGCAACAUCAACAACAGGUGCAGCAGGUGCAGCAACAGCAGCCACGAUAUCAGCAGCCCCAGCCACAACACCAACAAGCACACCACCAGCAACCGCAGGCCCAGCAGCCCCAGCUGCCCCAACAACCACAAUACCAGCCACAACCAUCCCCGGUCUCCAAACCUCAGACCGUUCCGCCUCAACCUCGGCCACCGCCUAUGCCCCCAGCGCCUCCUCCAUCAUUACCCCCAGAAGAGCCACAGCAUCAGUUCAUCAACCCGGCCGAGCUCUUUGUGCAGCCGCCACUUCCAACGGCCCCCCGCUCACGAUAUGGCUCCUUGUCUCAAUAUGUCGACCCAAGCGACUUGUCGACUUCGCUUGAGUUGCCCCCGAUGUCGUCGCUUGGUUCAUCAACACCUCCUCCAGCUGAACCCCAGGCCUCCCAAGCACCGGACCAGAAAGCCACGCCCACCAGUCCUCAGCAAAAGACGGAGGCUACUCCUAAGCAGUCAGAUAUAAAACAGUCGGAUAUACAGAUACAACCUCCACCUGCACCGAAGCCAGUCGUAAAGGUGGAGCCUGCAAAGCCCAAACCUGCGCCGAAGAAGGAAGUGAAACAACCCGCAGCCACACCCAAAAAAGAGCUCAAGAAGGAGCCUAAGCAACUUCCGGCCACAACCAAACCCACGUUACCAAAAGCUGCAACGCCAAUACAACCCCAGCCAACCCCCUCGCCCACAAAACAUGCCGUUCCGAAAGUGAUGAUACCUCCGCCUUCUCAAGAGUUUCGCACCAGCAGUCCGAAGCCACUUCCGAAGAGACCACAGCCAAAGAAACAGCCAAGUCAGCAGACUACCGACAAAAUCGCAAAGCCCACCAAGCCUCCAGUGGACUACCAGGUCUUGCUGCUUUCGUUGGCGGAUGAAUACUUGAACGCUGCGCAUCGUCAUGGAACAAAGACAGCCCUAGUCACCAGCCAGGCAGAUGUUGAGGAGUACUAUAAGCUAGUCUCAACGGGGCUUGGGUGCUUGGAAGCGGUUUUGAAGAAUUGGCGGCUGCAACCUCGCAAGGAAGCUCUAGUGCGGCUCCGUUAUGCUCGAACAUUGUUUGAGGAAACCGACAAUGACCUCGAGGCCGAAACGGCUUUGAGUAAAGGCAUUGAUCUUUGUGAACGAAAUCGUAUGCUGGACUUGAAAUACAGCAUGCAGCAUCUUUUAGCGCGCAUGCUCCACAAGACCAACCCCAAGGCUUCACUGAAGGCGGUCGACGGUAUGAUUCAGGACGUAGAAGCAUAUCGCCAUACGGCUUGGGAGUACACCUUUCGUUUCCUUCGCGUGACCCUGUCACUCUCUUCUUCGUCACACCAAGAUUCUGUGCAAGCUCUCCAGCAUUUGAACAAAAUCUCGGCCAUGGCUAGUCGCAAUGGAGACAAAGCUGUCGCUGCAAUGGCUGCCGUCAUCGAAGCCCUGGUGCACUUGCAGCAAGGUACAGGAUCCGAUGCCAUCGAGCAAGCACAGCGUGCUGUAGCCGUUGCGCGAAGCCAUCAACUGAAUGAUGAGCUUCGACAUAUCCCGCAGCUCGUCACUCUUACCCAGAUGGUUGAUAUCUGUUGCAGCCUAUUGGAGUACGAUGUGCCACAGGCUUCUCAAAAACUCAAGGUUCUGCAGACUUUGGCUGAUGAAACCCUCAAUGAUCCGAACUGGCAGGCGGAUGGGUCAUUCUCAAUUCCUCUGAAUGGAAAGUCUGCGGGCCCGUCCUCCAUCGACACUGGGGACAUUCUUCAAGUGCAAAACGGCACAGUCCUUCUUAGUUUCAAUUGGCUUCCCCAGCAUGACCUCUAUGCGCUCUCAUACUUCCUAAGCUCGAUCACACUCAGUGCUAAGAACUCUUAUGAUGGUCGAAAGGCGGAGCAAUUCCUCGAUGAAGGACUUCGAAUGAUUCAAGGAGGCUUCAAAACUCCACAGGAGAUUUCCGAGUCCAUGGCCAAUGCCUCGAGACGUAUCGAAUGGCGCCGCUCUCUUUGUUGCAACUUCCUUCUGCAACGGGUCUUCCUAGCCUGUGCUCGUACCGAUUGGGACCUGGCGACCCAGUCUUUGAAAGAGCUGCGGCAGUUUACGCAAGAGUGCGGUCCCAACCUGCCCAAGCCUAUUGAGUGCUUGAUGGAAUACGCCGGUGGCACCAUCGCCCAGGCCACAGGCGAUCUAGCCCGGGCAUUAAGCAUUUUCCAAUCCCCCUUGCUAUUGCUCUCACCAUCCGCUAGCAAAACAGCACGCAAUGAUCCAUGUCGAGAUACAUGCAUUCUCGCAGCACUCAACACCAUCCUUAUCAUUCGCGACCCCUCUCAUCCAUCCCAUUCCUAUCUUCCUACCAUCCAAGCAACCCUCGAACCCUUCUGCCAAAACGGGCCAAACAAAUACAUCCAAGCAGCAUACUAUCUCGUCUGCGCCACCGUGCAAACAGAAUCGACCAUUCAAACCAAGACCUUCCUCCAACAUGCCCUGCAGUCUGCUACGACCAUCAGCAACUCGCAAAUCACCUGCAUGACCCUGACUUUCAUGAGCUGGAAAUACUUCCGCGGCGUUGUCGGCGAACAAGCCGAGAAGAGUGUCCGAGCUGGUCGCGCCAUGGCGAAAAGAGCGAAUGACCGCCUCUGGGCCAGCGUCACUGACGAGAUGCUGGCCGAGACUCUUGAGCGACAUGGCAAAGGUGACGAAGCUCGAAGUGUGAGAGAGGAGGGUCAACGGUUGAUUACAGGUCUCCCGCCUAGCUUGAAGCGUCCCGCUUGA
Messenger RNA from Penicillium daleae, 3594 nucleotides. RefSeq lists its product as uncharacterized. Gene Ontology annotation, biological process: maintenance of mitotic sister chromatid cohesion; mitotic sister chromatid cohesion. The transcript is spliced from 6 exons. Gene Ontology annotation, cellular component: chromatin; SMC loading complex. The coding region runs from base 1 to 3594 and encodes 1197 amino acids. The record is from RefSeq and is a predicted model, not a curated record. Lineage: Eukaryota; Fungi; Ascomycota; Eurotiomycetes; Eurotiales; Aspergillaceae. Gene Ontology annotation, molecular function: double-stranded DNA binding.